Molecule: messenger RNA, 1393 nt
Organism: Alligator mississippiensis (American alligator)
Lineage: Eukaryota; Metazoa; Chordata; Crocodylia; Alligatoridae
Gene: DNAJC22
Product: DnaJ heat shock protein family (Hsp40) member C22
Exons: 4
Coding region: 26-1162 (378 amino acids)
Biological process (GO): endocytosis
Cellular component (GO): plasma membrane; early endosome
Source: RefSeq, a predicted model, not a curated record
GGUCUGGGGGUGGCCACCACGCGCCAUGGCCAAGCGGGUCCUGGUAGCCCUGGCCCUGUGGGCACUGGGAGGCCCGGUGGGGCUGCACCACUUCUACCUAGGCCGGGACAACCACGCGCUGUUGUGGCUGCUCACGUUGGGCGGCUUCGGUGUGGGCUGGCUGGCCGAGCCCUGGUGCCUGCCCGGCUGGGUGGCACAGGCCAAUGGGGCCCUGGAGCCGCAGCCUGGCCGCCUGCCCGCCCUGAGCCCCGUACGCUUCCUGGGCCAGGUGGCUGUGGGCACCUACUUCGGGCUGGUGGCGCAGCUGGGCCUGGGCUCCCUGCCCGGCUUCGAACUUGUGGCCCUGCCGCUGGCCGUGGCACUGGGCGUGCACCUGGUGUCCAGUGUGGGCGCGCAGACGGCCAACCUCGGCCACACACUGAUAGCCGCCUUCCUGACUGGCCCCAUCUUCUCCCACCGCUCCGUGGCUGCGCUGCCUGUCAGCCUGGUGGCCAGCGUGGCGGCCCAGCAUCACCGGCGCCGCCGGCCCACCCCGCAGCCCCGCCAGCCUCUGGGCGCCCGGCUCUACCGCCUGGGCCUGGCCGGCUUGGCCUUCACUGCUCCUCUGGUCUAUGGGGCCCUGAGCCACACGACCGCUACUGCUGGGCGCGUGGCCGAGGCCGUGGGCACCGCACUGGGCUGGCUCGAGGUCGUUCCAGCUGCCGGCCGGCUGCUGGGGCGGGCACUGCUGAUGCCCCUUCGGCUGCUGAUGAGCACCGAGUGGGGGAAAAGCCACGAGUUCGUGCAAAGCUUUCACUACCUGCAGCAGCAGCAGGCGUACGAGGUGCUGGGGCUGCCGGACGGGGCGCCCGCCGAGGAUGUGCACCGGAGCUACCGGGAACUGGUGAAGCUGUGGCACCCCGACCGCAACCAGCACCGUGUGCAGGAGGCCGAGCGGCGCUUUAUUGAGCUGGUUGCAGCAGCCUGGAGGUUAACGGACACCCAUGGGUCCACUCCGGGUUCAAAUGGCAUGUGCGUGCCCUGGGCGUCCCUGUCUGCAGCGCUCUGCACAUGUGUGUGCACAGGUGUGCAAAUACAUUGUCACCAGUGUGCACACACACACACACACACGUGUCCAUAUACAUGCAUUCUCACAAAUAUACACAAGUAUGUGCACACAUGAGAAUGCAUGCAUACAUGUGCACACACGUGUGUGUGUGCGUGUGUGUGUGGACUCGCAGGUGAGUGCAUGUGCACUCUGUCUUCCUGCCCUCCCUGCUUGUUUGGCGUUACUUCGGCAGGCCGGGAACAGGUUCCAGCCCCAGCUGCAACGCGGGGCCUGGGGGCGCUGGGCCUGGGAACCUGGCCGUCAUGCAGAUCCAGAGCAAUAAAGCCCUUUGGGCCAUGAGACUCA